Molecule: messenger RNA, 669 nt
Organism: Capsicum annuum
Lineage: Eukaryota; Viridiplantae; Streptophyta; Magnoliopsida; Solanales; Solanaceae
Exons: 2
Coding region: 1-669 (222 amino acids)
Source: RefSeq, a predicted model, not a curated record
AUGGAGGAACAGGUUAUACAACCCAGUGCAUCAAUUGGUGCUACCAAACAUGGAGAUAUUUUGAUAGGGGGAACUGAAGCUGAAGGCACAGUGAUAGGAGGAACUGAGUAUACCCCAUUUCAGAACAUCAAUAAUGAUUCUGGAUCACAUCCCAUUGAGAAUGUUCUUGCUGAUCUCAUAUCUGGGAUUACCACAAGGUCUGGAUUGAGAAAUAUGUGUGUCUUCAAGGCAUUCUUGUUAGAGAUUGAGCCAAAGAAGAUAACUGAAGCAUUGCUUGAUGCUGAUUGGAUCAUAGCCAUGCAGGAAGAGUUCAAUCAGUUUGGGAAAAGAAAAGUAUGGCACUUAGUUCCUCACCCUAAAGAUAGAUCAGUAAUUGAGACUAAAUGGGUGUAUAGAAAUAAAGUUAAUGAGCAUGGAACAGUUACAAGAAACAAGGAAAGAUUGGUGGUUCAAGGAUACAAUCAAGAAGAAGGAAUUGACUUUAAUGAGACUUUUGCUCCUAUAGCAAGAUUUGAAGCUAUAAGAUUGCUUGUUGCUUUUGUUGUAUACAUAGAGUUUAUCCUUUAUCAUAUGGAUGUGAAGAGUUCUUUCCUAAAUGGCAUUCUCAAGAAGGAGCUGUAUGUUAAACAUCCAAGAUUUGAAAGCAAGGAGUUUCUAGAUCAUGUGUAA